AUGAUAGCCGUUCAUGGUGGAGUAGGAUUUCGUUGUGAACGCCUUCUCAGCACCGCCUGUGCAGAUGCUCUUCGUGAUGGGAAAGAGGACGUGAUAUCAACUGUAUCGGCUCUAGAAGACAAUCCCUUGUUCAAUUGCGGCUACGGAUCAAAUCCAACCAUAACUGGUACUGUUGAAUGUGAGGCUGGCUUCAUGUCAUCUGAUCAUCUUCGAUUUGGCGCUGUUGGGGCUGUGUCACGUUUGCAAAACCCGUGCCAGGUUGCCAAAGCCAUUGCCUUUGCCGACAAUCACAAAGGACUUGUGUCGCCGAUGGUUUUAGUGGGGUCUGGAGCAGAAGAAUGGGCAGAAGAAAAGGGGUUUAUGCUGAGAGACGCCGAGACAAUGGUUGCUCCUCAAGCAGUUCAAGCCUGGAGGAAGGCGCGCAGUGCUAUCGAUCAAAUCGGACAUCUAGAUGGACUGAAGAUGGAUACAGUUGGAGCCGUUUCGAUCGAAGAAGACGUUGUUGAGGCCUGUACAUCUAGCGGUGGCAUUAUGCUGAAAUCGCCCGGACGUUUGGGUCACUGCGCCAUAUACGGAAGUGGAAUGUGGGCGGAGCGACGUGGGAAUAAAAGUAUUGGAGUGACCGUAAGCGGUUGCGGAGAAGCAGUAUCAAGAGCGAAUUUCUCCAGAUCGCUCGCCGACCGGUUGUUAAAUAAGAAUCCCGACGAACUGACAUCUUCAGUGGUACAUUCUUUCUUUGAAAAUGAGUUUCUCCGCACAAAUUUAAUGUCACCCUUGACACCUAGUCGUUUAUAUGCUGGUGGAUUGGUUUUGCUUCAAGAAGACGACGGGCUUAAUGAAUUGAUAGUAUUUCAUAACACUCCUGUUCUUCCUUUUGCUUAUCGACAAGGAUCAGUUAUACGGAAAAGUCUGUCAAAACUGCCUACUGGCUCCAAUAUUUUAGUCGAAUCUUAUCCUUUAAGAUAG
Cooperia oncophora is the source of this 966-nucleotide messenger RNA. Lineage: Eukaryota; Metazoa; Nematoda; Chromadorea; Rhabditida; Trichostrongylidae. The record is from the annotation of a GenBank genome assembly.